AUGAUUAAAAAUAUUGUACAGAGUGAUGUUUCAAAUAAUAUUACCGAUGAGCACAAAUUAACUAAUGACGACAUUGUGGACCAUAGGGCACCAUCGAUCCCCAAUAGCACUACAGUAUCUAAUUUUGAUAAUGUACCGAAACAUACACAACCAAAAACAAUAGAGAAGCCAAAGAUUAAUAUCACAGCUAAAGAUUCCCUUUUUUUAUUAAAUUAUUCAAAUAUACCCCCAUCACAAAAGUCAAACUCCGAUGUUUCUCUCCGAACUGAUAAGAUUCAAUCUAUUCACGUCGAUGAAUUCGCUGCAUUCAUUUAUAUUGAUAUACCUAUUGUGGAUUAUUAUAACUAUAAAAUGGAUAAUAACCAUGAGUUUAAUGGUAACAUUAACAUAAAUAAAAUUGUUAAAAAAGUUAAAAUUAAUAAGAUAAAAGAUUUAAUUAUGAAUGCCGUUAUAAAUAAUAAUAAAGGGCUAUGGGAUAAAAUAAAAGAAACAUCAAAAAAUAAAGAAGUCAAAGUUGAUAUAAAAAUAUACUCAUCAGGUUCUUUGAUAUAUGUGGAAACUAUAAAAUAUGUUAUGGAAACCAUUUAUAAUAAUCUGAUGACACCAAAGAGGACAGAUAGUAUUAAACUUCAGUUUCAUGUCGAGGUGUCAACCAUUUCUUUGAAGUGGCUGAACUCAUUCAUCGAUAAUCAGCAUUUAUUGGGUAGAAUUAAAUUUAUAAAUAAAAAUCCAGGUAUUUUACAUCAUAAAAAUUACAAUAACCCGUUUAAAGAUUAUUUUAUCCUAUUAAACGAUCGAUACGUUAAUUAUGAUCGUAACAACAUAAAUUUGCAUAAUACACAGGCAUAUACUAAACUGGAAUCUAUAAUAGUCAUUACUAAUAAUACUGGCAUUAAGGCAUUAUUAACUAUAUUAUCAGAUAAGCCGUUAGUUAAAUUGAUUUCUCAGGAAUCUUUAGCAUAUUUAGAUGAGUUUGAAAAAAAUAAUCUAACAGAAAAACAAACAGAUGAUAUCGAAUCAGCCAACACAAAUGGUACUACAAUAAUUGGCUCCCCUAGAUUGAGAAGAGAACCAUCUUCUAUUAUGUCUUUACAAAAUUCGAUGUUAACGUCAAAUAAAGGGAAAUCUGUACGAAUAAGGUCAUUAUCAAUCAACAAAAAUAAACUCAAUGAUAAAAAUAAUAUAUGUCAAAUGGUAGACGGUGUCAAAAAUCUUAACUUAGAAAAUUCGUCCUUUAAUGAUCCUGAUUUUUAUUCCUUUUCUGACUCAGAUGAAGAUAAUAGUUCAAGCGAUGACGAAUCCGGAGAUAUGUUAUCAAUUGUUAUACCAACAAAACUUUCUAGAACUAACUCGGAAAUGAAUAUGCAUAAUAAAUUAUAUUCAAAAACUGCAAAUAGAUUUAGGUCAUUGAGUUUAAUAGAUCAAAAUCAUGGUAAACAUAAUAGAAAUUUUGGUGAUAAUAACAAUAAUACUGUGCUGAAAAAGAAUAAUACAUCCGUUAAUCUUAAACAAUAUAAACACUAUCCUUCGAUAGUUUCUACAAUGGAACCAUUAAAAUUAGUUGAUAGUAGAAAUAGUACAGAUUCAAGUUAUACGACAACCGAUAUUACAGAUGAAGAAGAUAUAGAUUUAGAUGAGGUUUAUCCAGUAGGCUAUAAGUCAAGAAGGGAUUCUGAGACCGACAUAUUAACUGAAAAUAAUCAUUCAAAUAUUGGAAAUGAAAAGAAAUUCAGUAAUAUAUAUGUCCAUGAUGGAGAUUUUAAUGAUAUUAUUUUAUACCCAUCGUCUAUUAGUAAGAAGAAAAAGAGAAGAAAAACGUUAACAAAUGGUAUUGACGACGGUACAGUUAAUGUCAAUGCUGGUCUAAUACCUCCAGAAUUUUAUUCAAGGAUAUCUACCCCGGCCUCAAGCAGAACUAAUUCAAAUGUAUCGAUUACAAAUAUGACAUACGUUAUUCCUCAGAAAAUAACAGGAGUAGAUCAAUCGAAUAAUUGCAACGAUAGAAUAUUUGAGAAGAAUUUAAUUAAAAAAUCUUUUGAGGAAGUAAGAAGUCAGAAUUCUAUGACUAAUUUGUUCGAAACGUUGAUUGGAGGUUAUAAUUAUGAAACGGAUAAUGACCCUAAUCAUAAUCCAUUAGCUUUGAAUUUUAAAUCAAAAGCAAAACGUCAAAAUAAUUUCCCAAACUUUUCUUCUCUGUCAUCUAGACAAGAUGAUAUUGCCGAAGCGGAUGAAGAGGAUAUGAUGAUGUCAGGUAUAACUGAGAAAAUUAAUGAUGAGACGGGGUAUAUUGGACCGGAACCAGUGGGCAGUACAGAACAAAGGAAAUCAACUGUAGUGGAUAACACAGAUCUCAAUAAUUAUCUAUUAGGGAAGGAAAUCAGCAAUGAUAAUCAAAUAAAACCUAUAAAUAAAAUUCAAUCAACUGGUGGAUCGUUGUCAUUUAAUCUAUCUUUUAACAGAGAUAAUUCGGGCAAUGCAGAUUUUAAGAGCGAUUCUUCAUCAAUAGCGACACAACCUAAUUCUGGAAUUAAUUUUGGAUUGUCGUUAUAUGAUGAAGAUAGUGAUAGUAAUGAAACAAUAACUUUGGAUACUUUAAAUGGUGGCAGCAACUCUAGGCAGUUUGAAAAGGUUAAUAAUAAUGCAAAUUACAAAAAAGUGUUUACAGUUGAUUUGUAUGGUGAUGAUGAUGUUGGUAAUUCGGAUGCAUGGUGCUUUGGUAAUAACAAAUAA
This is a messenger RNA of Tetrapisispora phaffii CBS 4417, 2730 nucleotides long. RefSeq names its product Snd1p (gene SND1). The coding region runs from base 1 to 2730 and encodes 909 amino acids. The transcript has a single exon. The record is from RefSeq and is a predicted model, not a curated record. NCBI's taxonomy places the organism in Eukaryota, Fungi, Ascomycota, Saccharomycetes, Saccharomycetales, Saccharomycetaceae.